Messenger RNA from Lacerta agilis (Sand lizard), 469 nucleotides. Its product is annotated as killer cell lectin-like receptor subfamily F member 1. The record is from RefSeq and is a predicted model, not a curated record. Bases 6 to 326 code for a protein of 106 amino acids. NCBI's taxonomy places the organism in Eukaryota, Metazoa, Chordata, Lepidosauria, Squamata, Lacertidae. The transcript has 3 exons.
AGAACAUGACUUCGCUGCAGCAAUUUUUCUGUAAGCCACUUGAAAACAGCUCAGCAGAGAGCUCUAACUGCACAGUCUGCCCUGAGAACUGGUUCCGUUUCAAAAGCAAGUGCUACUGGUUCUCCAGCGCAACACGAAACUGGACCGAGAGCAAAGACGACUGCAGAGCAAAAGACUCUCAAUUGGUGGUGAUACAGAAUCAAGAAGAAGUGGCCUUUAUCCUGAGUAAUAUCCAUUCACCACUGCUGUGGAUUGGAUUACAAGCAACACCUCCUGACUGGAAAUGGACCUGGGUGGACGGCUCCCCAUUAGAGGACAAACUGUGAGUAUCUCAUCUUACUCUGCAGAGCAGGGGUGGGGAGGGGCCAGAUCUUUGUCUCCCCAAACCCUCUGGUCAGUCAUAUGCCAUGCUAAUCACAUCAGGUCAUUGACACCUGUCAAAAUACACCCUUUGAGUGUACCCUAAAGU